Molecule: messenger RNA, 14567 nt
Organism: Rhopilema esculentum
Lineage: Eukaryota; Metazoa; Cnidaria; Scyphozoa; Rhizostomeae; Rhizostomatidae
Source: RefSeq, a predicted model, not a curated record
CUUACACUGAUUCCUAAUUCUUGGUCAGUACGGAAGGCUUCAAACAUAUUUCAAGUACCUGUUUGCAUGGUCAGGAAGGCAAGAGAAAUAAAAGAAGAGAAAGGGAUUCUUGGUAUGCCAGACAAAGUGACUGGCAAGAAAAUUAAAGAGGUGUUUUUAAAUGCUGUUCAAUCUUUUUAUUGCAGCGAUGAAAACAGCCGACAACUUCCAGGAAAGAAAGAUUUUGUGAGCCUUGGACAAAAAAGACAUAUGCAAAAGCGACUUCUUUUAUGCAACAUAAAAGAGCUAUAUUCCUUGUUCAAGGCUGAUAAUCCUGCUUUCUGUAUUGGGUUUUCCAAGUUUGCAAGCUUAAGACCAAAAUGGUGCAUCCCAGUUGGUCCCAAGGGGACACAUUCUGUGUGUGUCUGCACUUCUCAUCAGAAUCUGAAGCUUCUUCUUGAUGCUGCAAAUUUAGGACACCAGUACCAUGACCUGAUUGAUAUGGUAGUCUGUGACAGUACUUCCAGAGGAUGCAUGAUUCACAGAUGUGCACGAUGUCCUGGAAUUGAAAAUGUUGAAGAUUGCUUACGCAAUAUCUUCACAGAAUCAACAACAUUUGGAGAAGGCAAGGAGGUUGAAGAUGAAGAUGAUUUUACUGAAGUCACUUUUCAUCAGUGGAGAUCUUUGGACAGAGCUGAACUGGUUUCCCAAACUCUCCCAGUUCCUGAUUUUAUUGAUAAGUUGUGUUGCCAGCUAGAUCAAAUAACCAGCCAUUCGUUUAUUGCAAAGUCGCAAGCUUCUUAUUUGAAGAGGUUAGAAGAAACUUCGAAUAAGGACGAAGUUAUUGUUUUACUGGACUUUGCAGAAAACUUUAAAUUUGUGAUCCAAGAUGAGUGAGGUCCAGGGCUAUCACUGGAACCAGAAGCAAUGCAAAUUACAUCCGGUAGUCAUUUACUACAAAGAAAAUGAUGGAGUCAUUGGAUCAACAUCAUUAUGCUUUUUAUCCGAUGACCUGGAACAUGAUGUGCAUUUCGUAUAUAAUGUGUUGAAAGCCACUGCACAUCAUAUCAGGGAAAUGAUAUCAAUGGACAUAAAGGUUGUCCAUUACUUUUCUGAUGGUUGUGCAGGCCAGUAUAAGAACUGCAAGAAUUUUUUAAACUUGUGCCACCAUAAGGAAGACUUUACAAUUAGUUGUGAGUGGAAUUUCUUCGCCACCAGCCAUGGUAAAUCCCCAUGUGAUGGGAUUGGAGGUACAGUUAAGCGUUUAGCUGCUCAAGUCAGCCUGCAACGACCAAUGAAAAACCAAAUUUUUUCUGUUGAGGCAUUAUUUCAAUUUUGUAAAACAGAAGUCAAAGGAAUCAACUUCUAUUACAUUACAAAGGAGGAAAACAACUUGACAAGAAAAGAUCUUGAGAAACGCCUGACAGCUGCAAAAACGAUUCCAGGAACUAGGGGGUUCCAUCAAUUUGUACCGCAAUCCAAAGCAUUGAUUGGAGCAAAAACAAUAUCAGAAACCCCUGAAUUUGAUGUCAAGUUUGAUUUCAAUCUAGCUGUCAUUGAACCUCAUGACGAUAUUUAAAUCGGGGAUUAUCUUGUGUGCAGGUAUGAUACACAUUGCUGGGUUGGAGUGACUAUUGAAGUCAGUAGUGAGAAUAAAGAUGUUGCCAUAUAAUUUUUGCAUCCACACUUGCCAUGUGUAUCAUUUAUGUGGCCAAGGCGUGAUGACGUAUGUUGGGUGCCAACAUCAAACAUUCUGAAAAAGGUACAACCACCAAAACCAUCAACGAUGACUGGAAGGCAAUACACCUUUGAACCAAAAGAUGCUCUUGAAAUAGAACUGUAGACAAUAUGUAUAUAAUUGAGCAUUUUGUAGAUUUUAAUGUACAUAAUUUGUCAAAUAAUUGAAAGUUUGUUGCAUUGAUAUCAAUUGACACUCAGUGAAUAUGACCUUUUUGAAUCAUAUAUCUGUAAGAUGUUGAAGUCAGAGCUUUAAAAGAUGCACAACACUGUUUUCUUUAGAUUUACUGAACACUCUUUGCUUAAAAGAGAGAGAAUAUCUUACUUCGAUUGUUGCAUGAAAAUGCUAAUUUUGGGCAAUUUUUAACAUGCCAUAUUUCAAUAAAGGAAGAAAACACCCUAACAGUUUCUUCUAUCUUGCUUGUUCCUUUAGUACUCUAAUCAAAUUUAAAAAUCAAAUCAUUCCAACUUAAGCAACAUGAUGAAAUUCAUGCCAUUAUCUUCACCGGCCGUUGCCAUGGCAACAACUUCCCCUUCUUUUUCUAUAUUUAGAAUGACUUUUGUUUGUGACUGGAAAUUUUUGAUCAUGUUUUUGACAUCUACAUAGUUGAUUAGCUUGUCUGGUUUAUUUUCAUUUUAAAUGUAUCAUUUCUUCAUUGGUUCUAAUUUAAGUAAAUAAUAGCAAAAAUUCAAAGUGGCAGAUCAUUGAAAAAUGUGCCAAAAUUAUUAAAAUUUCAAACCCGUCUAACUUUUUAAUAGUAAAAGAUAUGAAGAUGAAAUUUUCAGUUUAUGUUUAUGUCAUGGUUUUCAACAUGUCCACCAAAAAUCAUCCAAAUCUGAGGUGGUGGGUUAAAAAAUUACAAUUUUUGUUUCAUUCUGAGAUGGAAUGACCCCAAGGCUAAUCUUAAUUGCGAAGUCAUUUUCAUCAUUUUCAUCAUCAUCAUUAUUGCCACGUUUGUCAUUUCUGGAGCAAUUUUUUUCUGCAUUGUGCUCUCCGAAAAUUGAUGAUGUAGCAAGACGAAAUGUUUCAUUUUUUGGGUGGGCAUUGCAAAUCAAACAGUAAUUUACAUGUCCUGUACAAAUGUUAUGGAAAGCAUGCCAACAACCUUCAAGUGAACAGCAUGGUAAAUUCACCCUACAUUGCUGUUAUGAUGGACGACACAAGUGAUUCAAGCAAUGUUGAGCAGUCAGCAAUUUCAGUUAGACUUGUUGAUAAUAGUAAUGUAGAAGAACAUAGGCUUGGUCUGGUUGAUGUCUCCAAAGAUACAUCAGCAGAUGGUUUAACUAAAAUUCUCCUGGACACCCUAAGCUCAUUCAAUUUUACCUCAAAAACAUGAGCAGAGAAGCUUAAAGGACAGUCCUAUGAAGGGACUGUAGUAAUGAGUGGCCGGUUCAGCAGGGUGCAAAGACAAAUGUAGGACAAGUUUCCAUCCAUAUAUCAUCAGAACUGCAUAGUUAUAAUAUGCACUGGCACAGAAUGGCACUCUGCGCAUCUAAAACUGCAGGUAAAAUCCCCAAGAUCGCAGAAUUUUUCAGCACAGUUGACAAAUUGAUAACUUUUUUUAUAUCUAGCCAAAAACGAACAUUGGUUCUUGGGCACUGCUUGCCAAAACCAGGAAAAACAAGAUGGCUUUCUUGCGAUACUGCAGUGACAAUAAUAGAUGUAUGGUAUGAGACAAUCGGCACUGCUUUAUAUGAGUUUUCAACUGAUACCACCCAGAAAGCUGAAAACCAGGCUAAUGCAAGGCGCCUUUGCAAACAGAUUCAAGAAAUUGAUUUCAUCUUUUUACUGAAACUGUACAGAAAAUUAUUUCAUCACUGUACACCAAUCAUAAAAUUAAUGCAAAAUCCAUCUUUUGACGCUAUCCAACUUGCUUCUAUGCUUGACCACUACCAGCAGGUCCUACAGUUGUAUGACUCGAGUCAGACAUGGGCAGAUGCAUUAAGCAUGGAUCCAUCUCUGCCAUAUAUUCGCACUAGAGGAGAUUGGAGGGGAGUAGAGCAAAAAAUGGAUAGUUUGGAGAGCUGGCGGCAAUCUCUGCAGAAAGUUGCUGCAAACCUUACGCAAGAAUGUUCAAAGCAGAUUCAAUGGAGGUUUGAAAAUCUAAAAAAGUUCAAGUGGGAAUCGAUCUUGUUCAUCCAGUUAAAUUUAACCAGCACAGGAUGGCUACUGUCAACGACAAAAGGGCCCUAAUUAGCGAAUUAAAAGAGUUAUAUCCAUUUGUUGUACCUGAUACAGUGGAUCUUGCUAAAAACAGAAGAUAUCAGGUAAGACAAAGACAAAGAGUUCAGGGGUAUGGACAAAAUGAGUGAUUAUAGUUCACAAAAUUCAAACAUUGCAACAAUUGAUGUGAUUGAAUGUUUCAGUUAAUGAUUUGAUUAAAUAAACUGCUUAUAUUAUUGAUCGUAUUUUUGAAGUUAACUUUUAAAAUUAUUAUUUAUUGAAGGAAAAUUUUAUUCCCAAAGUUAGAGAGGGAUAUGAUGUCUGAGCGAUGACAUCGAAUUGUUUGAUUGACAUUUAGAUGUUUAAAUGAUAUUGAUAGUAGUAUGAGUUAGCAUGCAACAGAGAUAGAUCACAAAUAUAGAAAAGGUAAUUUUCUUGGAUUUCUCUACAUCAUGGGUCUCAGCCCCUCACUCAAAGACACUAUCAAUAUUAUGCUGGUAAUUGUGUUUUCUAGGAGUGACCGGUAAAUCUAGUAAUUCUGCUUCAGGCAUUACCCAAAAAGAUAUAGUCUGCUUGAUGCAACUUUUGUAGUGUUUUAAUCCAGAGGACUGCUACUGUUUGGCCAAUUCAUGCUGACGUUCUCGGAUUUGGGAGGGAUUUAAAUUAAUUAUCACUGUGCCUUAACAAAAGUUGCAAAAUAUAAACACCAAAAAGGUAAUUGAAUGACUGCAUUUGACUUUGUAUCCCAAUUAUUCUACAUCAGAUUUAAAGGGUCUCCAGUCAAACAAAAUUUUCUAUUGACUAAAAAGUUAAUAUCUGGUGCUUGUAUUAUGUCUAUGUAGUUGUUUUUGCAAAAUUCCAAUUGAUUUAUAAGUUAUAAGGCUUUAAAUUAUAUUGCACCUUACAACAAAAAAGCGACAAAAAUCAAUUUGGUGACAUUCUGACAUCAUAAUGUGCGGCUCUUGUUUGCUGUAAAUUUUGUAUAUCUUCCAACAAAGCGUGAAGGAGUACAGAGCUUUGUUGUAUCCAAGAUGGAUCUCCGCACUCAGGUCAAGAAAAUCAGGCAUGUUUGCCAUGACUUUGCUCUCUGCAUUCUUUUUCAACAAAUUAUUACAUCUGCUUUGGUUGGAAUGUUUCUGUUCUCGGUGGAGGCGGGCAACAUCAGCAGCAGUGCUUUUGUACCCAACAAGCUGGAGACCAAGAUACAUAAGACCUAGUUUAGACAGCGCAUUUUGAGCACAGCAAAUUAAAUUCGCUCAAAAAGCUUUAAACCUUGGAGCGCUUUAAACUAUUGCUUGGUUUUAGACAGCAAAUUUUGAAACAAGCGAAUUGACUAUGCAGAUAGUAUAGCAUUGAAUUUGCAAGUUCAGAGGAAAUGUUUCAAGUCUGGUGCAGUUCCUUCAAAAUUUGCCCUUCCUGACCAUAUUGUCCCUAAAGAAAGUAAAAUUAGAAAGCCACCUGCUAGAGGAAUAUCUUUAAAAAAUGUGAUAUUGCCCAAUCACCUUCUAGUGAAACAUCUAUGAAGAAUUGUGAUCGCUCAUAUGGUGCAUCACCCUCUAAGAAAGUAAAGAAACUAUCAAAUAUGAUAUUAAAAAAGAAUAGGCAAAUAAAACGGCUUAAAGCCCAGAGACUUUGCAGAGAAAAAACUAUGCACAGCUUAAUCAAUGAGUUGAAUAAAUAUAAAUAUUUAACAAAUGCAAAUGCUGACCAAAUGCUGAUUCAAAAUUUCAAUGAAAUUGCUCUUGAUCUAUUCAAGAACCAAGCAAAGAAUAGUGAAAAGAAAACUGGUUCAAGAUAUGAUAAGUCCAUAAGAGAAUUUGCUGUCACUUAACAUUUCCGUAGUCCUAGAGGCUAUAGAUAUGUAAAAAAAAACACUUUGUCUGCAAAGUCCAUCAACCAUUUGGAGUUGGGCAGCAAAUAUUGAAGUUGAGCCUGGGUUUCUUUUGAAUGUCAUCAAUUCAUUGGAGCACAUGGUUUCUUCUGAUCAGCGUGACAGUAUUAUCAUCUUAGAUGAGAUAUCAUUAAAAUCACAAACAGUGGUGGAGAGAAAAACUGGUCGGCUCUUUGGUAAUGUUGACUUUGGCUCUAUCCAAGAAAAGAGAAUAUGGCAAUUCAUGUACUUGUAGUAAUGGCAGCAAGCCAAAAAAUGAACUGGCAGUAUCCAAAUGCUCAUUUUUGUACUGCCACAACAGAUUCUGAUAUUCAGGCCCAAAUAAUUACUGUGGGAAUAAACUUUUUAACAGAUCGUGGUUUCAAUUGUCACACAUUAGUCUUUGAUGGAACUUCAACACUUUGGCCACAGCAACAAAGCUAGGUUGCAAAAUAUUUGAAAAUUUUGAUGGUGCUUUUAACCAUCCAUCCAGAGAUGGUGAAAAGGUCCAUGAAAUUUCAGAUGAAUGUCAUAUGCUAAAGCUGGCAAGAAAUGCACUUGCAAAAAAAGGCAUCUUUUACAAUUCAAAUAAAGGGCAAUCCAAAUGGGACUUUAUAACUAAAUUGCAUCAGGUCCAAAUUGAAAAUAUCUUGCAUCGUGGAAACAAACUUCGUGGCCAGCAUAUAAAUUGGCGAAAUCACAUAAUGAAAGUAAAAAUUGCAUCCCAAACUCUCAGCUGUUCUGUUACCUCAGACUUAAAUUUCUUGUAUGCUCUUGGAUUUUCUGGAUUUGAAUUGAAGACAGUGCAGCAACAACUCUUAAAAUAAAUGACCUUUUUGAUCUGCUUAAUAUUUAAAACAAAUUUAGGAAGGGAAAAAAGCAACCAAUAACAUUGGAAAACAUUGAUGAAUUCUCAUCGCAUAUACUGAAAACUAUGUAAAAUCACGAUCCGCUGUAAGUGUCAGGACUAAAAGGCAAAUGGUAUUAUAUAUGAGCACAUUGUGGUUGUUGGUGAAAAAGGAGGCAAUUUAUUUCAAGAAAGCUGCGAAACAAGACAAUGGUGCCUUCAAGAAAAUCUUUUCACAUGUUCCAAAGAGUGCUGGUGACAAACCCUCAAAAAACAGAUGUGGAAAAAAUAAUGUUGAGAAAGCCCCGAUUGUCAGUGUUGUGCAAAGUAUGGAGACUAGGACUCCCCGACAGGGCAUUUUUACCGAUCAUUAUCACAAUGAUAAGAACUUCAAAAUAGUUUUCAUCAGUUUGUACUGAUGCAGUUAUGGUUUUCUAAUGUAUAAAAAACCCAAAAACUUGAACACACCGGUAUUGCAAUGUUUGACAUCGUCGGGUUGAUGCAUAGAAACGGGCAUUGUCAACAAGCCAUUUCGAGCAGGUUUGGCAGAGGAAAGCGAUUCAAACAUACACAAUAUAAUUUCUAAAGAGCUAAAAACUUCUUCAAGGUAAAGCAGGGAAAGCCUUAAUUAGGCCCAGGCCAUGAAUACUUGUCUAGCAAGACAUCAAAAUUGUUACUUUUACAGUUAGAACAAACUGAUAUUUAGACAUUGCAAACAGGGAGUGGGGGUAGGAAUUAGAAUCACUGGCUAAAAGUGGUACAAUUUUGUGAUUCUUGCAUCUAUAUAUAUAUUUUGGCCAUUGUUGUGGUAGGCCUUUGCCUUAAUUGCCAGAAAUAAUAGGCUUUAGACCAUAGAAAUAACUAUGAUGGCAAUUGUUCCACAUGCUUAAUGUAUUUGCAAAGUGCAUCAUUUUAAAAUAACUUCGUGGUCACAAUGGGUAAUGAUGCAGUGCUGCUUAAUACCAUUGGAAUUUGGAUAUACUUUCAUCUUUCACUAUCUUAUUUGAUAUAUGUUAUGUUGUGUUACAGGUGGAUGUGCGAUAAGUGUUCUGUUGGAAAAUUGGCAAGGAGUAUCGCUGCUGUUGGGAAAUUUUAUCAGCUCAUGGAAAGCUCACUUUUGAUGGGAGCAUUGACAGGAUCAAAUGUGUCACUCAGCGUGAUGGCUUUGCCGCACUUACAAACACAACUUUUUUAAAACAAGUAGCACCACUGUUGAAGUGCAGAGAUGGUAAAAGUUACAGAAAAAAGAAAGACAACACAGAAAAUGAGUAAAGCCCAGGUCAAAUGCAUCCAACAUUUCAUCCAACAUUUACUCCCAAAAAAAAAGUUUGUUGAUAUUUUUAAUUGGGUGGUCAAACGCAUCCAAUAUUGCAUCCAAUACGCGAAACCAGAAACUGGAUAAAGAGAAGAGAAGAGCAUGGAUUUUGCAAUAUCAUAAUAAUAAUAAUAUCAUAUUUAUACAGGUUAACUUUGGUCAGCAACAACGUGCUGUUAUCAAUAAAGGACCUGUCUAAAAUAUACAUGGAUUACCGAAAUAAAAAUUAUAUACAUGAUGAAAAUGAAAUCUUAAAAGUCGAAGUUAAAAUUUUUACAAAAAGUCUUAAAUCUUAGAAUUGAAGUUUCACACUUCAUUUCGUCUGUUAGUUUAUUCAAAAUCUUUGCUCCUUGAAAGUAAAAGGCCUUCUUGCCUGCUUCUGAUUGUACUUUGGGCAAAACAAUAUUUUUUGCAUUGGCACGAGUACACUGCCUGUGUUUUACUCUAGUCAAGUAGUUUCAAAAACUGUCCAUGUUCAAUUCACAUCGUUCGUGAGUUGCAUAUCGAGGACUGUGCAGGUUAUAGAAAAAUGAUGGGAAUUGAACAUGGACAGUUUUUAGAAAUUUUAAAUAUGAUAGAGAAAAACAUAACUCCAAAACAGAUACGGUGAUCAGUCCUAUGUCCAGACUGAAAUUAACAUUGAAGUUUUUUUGCAACUGAUAAUACAUACCAAUCGUUGGCCUUCCAAUUUUGUAUCUCUAAGGCCGCAACCUGAUACAUUAUUGACAAAGUUUGCUUUGCCAUCGUGGAUGAAAUGGCACCUGUGUACCUCAAAACACCCCAAAAUGAUAAAGAAUGGAGAAAAAUAGCAACGCAAUUCGAAGAAAAAUGGCAGUUUCCAAAUUGCCUUGGUGCAUUAGAUGGCAAGCACAUAGUCAUGCAGCCACCUCCAGGGGCUGGCUCAAAGUACUAUAACUACAAACACUGUCACUCCAUAGUUCUCCUUGAUGUUGCUUGCCCAAAUUAUGGGUGUCUUUAUGCAGAUGCUGGAAGCAAUGGUAGAGUAUUUUGCUUCCCCCUGAAAAAAUUGAGAGAUUAACAAUGGCAAAAUUGGCCAUUCAUAACUUCUUGAGGCAAAGCAGAUCAUAGAGUGCUUAUUGCCCCCUGGUUUCAUAGACAGCAACCAUUCCAGUUCUGGGGAAAUCAUUCCAUGCCAAUGGCAAAAAGACAUCCCAAAUGAGUCAUUAUUUCACCUUCAAGCUUCUUCCACUGGGAAUAAUCCAAGUAAUAGUGCAAAAGAAGUGAGGGAAUUAUUGAAGAACUAUUUUUGCAAUGAAGGAGCUGUAAGUUGCCAAUGGCGGCAAUGCUAAAACUUGAGACAAUCUGAGAAACUAGACCUCUUAGCUUUUUAAUCUUUGCAUUAAUGCAAACUGUAACUUUGUUGGAGAAAUCUUAAACUGUGUUACCAAGGUUUUGUGAUGAACCUUCUGACAACAAACUAGUUCAUAGGGCGCCAGAACUUUUUUUUGCUGAUUAAUCCAAAUAAACAUCAAUGUCCAAAGAAGAGCAGCACUGCAUUCACAGGCAUCAAAUGUCCUUUUCUUGUUAUCAUUUUUAAAAAUUGCAUACAAAUUUCUUGUUGUUCAAACUGUCAUUUGGUUUGAGAAAUAGCACUAGACAUUAGGAAACUGUAUCCUUAAAACAACAUUUUUUGAAAUUAUUUCUAGUUAGAAACAAUGGUCAUCGACCCUCUCUUGGUACUCAUAGUGCUAAGAAAGUCAAAUCAGUUCAGUUCAUAUAUUUCAAGCAUUGGGAGUGUUGAAUUUCCAGUAACUUGUCUCAUGUAAAUUAUGAUUCCAGAAUAGCUGAAUAAAUAAACUUAUGACAGGUACAGUAUGUUCAGAGUUGCUCUACUUGAAACUACCUCAAGUACUAUUUGUUCUAAGUAUAUUUCCUCAAAUAUAAGGAAAUAUUGUUCAAAUACAGUUUGCCACUGGUAUCUGUGCAAUACCAAGAAAAUCUUUCGCAUUUAGUAGGCAAUUCAGGAGACUUUACUUUAAAUUUUACAUAGUGAUUUCACCAUAAAUAAUAUAAAAUUUUCAAAAUGUUACCCUAUUAGCAAUACUCUGCAUGUACCCAUCAUGAAAUUGAAACAUUCUCUUCUGGAAUCCAAUUUUAGCUAAAGGAUUUAAUUUGGCUUACCAAUUUUGAUCAAUUUUCUUUGCCAAAUUGUCCAUGAGCAAAUUCGGUAGAUAAUUCAUUGGAAUGCCCUUCAUGCAUGUCUGCAACAUGGUCGAAAAAGACUUCCAUUUUGCAACUACUAGCUCUCCAAACCCUUCUUUGGUCCAAACACAUUCUGGAAUACUGUAAGGUCAGGGUAGGCAGGACAGCACUGCACGGAAAGGUAAUGGCAGAUUCCAGGCCUCACAACCUCUAAAUAGAAAUGAGGACUGUAGGGUUUACCAUGUAAAUGUCGUUAGGGGAUCCUUUUCCAAACCAUCUGAGGCAGAUUCUUUGUCUACGUCAGCUACUUUUGUCCCCCUGAUUACUCUGAUUCUCUGUGAAGCUACUGAAUCCUUACUCCUGAAGGCUACCAUAAAUAAUAUCCCGGUUUUCUGUUUAGUGAAGACAGGUGCUCAAAUUACUGUAAUUUGUUAUGACUUAACUUCUGAAGCCCCCUGUUGCUACAUUAAGAUCACAGGGACACAUUAUUGCAAGUGGUAUUGAUAAUAUUUAUUUACAAAGUGAUUCAUAUGAAGGUUGUGUUAAUACUGUGCUAUCUACCUUCAGACAAUUUAAAGACCUUUGUUUUGUCGUACAUCCAGAAAAAUCAGAUCUUUUUUCUAAACAGCAAAUAAAAUAUCUAAGCUUUACUCUUGAUUCAAUAUAUAUGACAAUUCAUUUAUCUGCUGAGCUUAAAACAAAGAUAAAAGAAUUUUUGCAAAAUUUGGAAGGACAUGGUCGUGCUGUAUCUAUUCAUGAUACUGCAAAAGCUAUUGAUUAUAUAGUCUCACGCCUCCCUGCAGUUCCUUUUGGGGGAAUACAUCUUCUAUCACUCAAAAAUGAUAAAAUACAGGCGUAAAAAAUCUCUCUGGGCGAUUUUGAUGCUAUUAUGGCGAUCAGUAAACUUACCCCAUCUGAUAUAGAAUUGUGGCUUUUGAAUUUAGAUGAUAGUUUUAGAUACAUAUCAAGGUCACCCCCGACCCUACUCUAUAUUAAGAUGCUUCACUUUCUGGGUGGGAAGCCGCACUUGACUCCAUUUCCUCUUGGGGUCCAAUGUCCCAAGCAGAAGCCUGAUAUCACAUUAAUGCCUUAAAGCUGCUAGCAGCCUAUUUUGUCCUCAAAAGUUUUCAAACACAGCUUGUAAACAAACACAUUGAAUUAAUGUUUGCAGUUAUUAAUGACAUUGGUACCAAUCAUAGCCAUAAUUGCAGUACCAUGACAAUGAAGAUUUGGAAUCUUUUUUAUGGUAACCAAAUUUGGAUUACUGCUUGUCACAGGUAAAAGCAACUUCUUUUGUGCAACAUAAAAGAGCUAUAUUCUUUGUUCAAGGAUGAUAAAACCUGCUUUAUGUAUUGGGUUUUACAAGUUUGCAUGCUUGAGGCCAAAAUGAUGCAUCCCAGUUGGUCCCAAGGGGACACAUUAUGUGUGUCUGCACUUCUCAUAAAAAUCUGAAGCUUCUUCUUGAUGCUGCAAAUUUAGGACACCAGUACCAUGACCUGAUUGAUAUGGUAGUCUGUGACAGUACUUCCAGAAUAUGCAUGAUUCAUAGAUGUGCACAAUGUCUUACAAUCGAAAAAUGUUGAAGGUUGCUUGUGCAAUAUCUUCACAGAAUCAACAACAUUUGGAGAAGGCAAGGAUGUUGAAGCUGAAGAUGAUUUUACUGAAGAUACAGUCACUUUCCAUCAUUGGACAACUUUGGACAGAGCUGAACUUGUUUCCCAAACUCUUCCAGUUGCUGAUUUUAUUGAUAAGUUGCGUUACCAGCUAGAUCAAAUAACCAGCCAUUCAUUUAUUGCAAAGUCGCAAGCUUCAUAUUUGAAGAGGUAAAACGAACUUUGAAUCAGGAGGAAGUCAUUGUUUUACUAGACUUUGCAGAAAACUUUAAAUUUGUGAUCCAAGAUGAGGUCCAGGGUUAUCAUUAGAACCAGAAGCAAUGAAUAUUACAUCUGGUAGUCAUUUACCACAAAGGAAAUGAUGGAGUUAUUGGAUCAGCAUCAUUAUGCUUUUUAAACGAUGACCUGGUACUUGUAUUUCGUAUAUAAUGUGUUGAAAGCCACUGCACAUCAUAUCAGGGAAAUCAUAUCCACAGACAUAAAGGUUGUCUAUUACUUUUCUGAUGGUUGUGUAGGCCAGUUUAAGAACUGCAAGAACUUGUGCCACCAUAAGGAAGACUUUGCAAUGUAUUGUGAGUGAAAUUUCCUGGCCAGCAGCCAUGGUGAAUCCCCAUGUGAUGGGAUUGGAGGUACGGUUAAAUGUUUCGCUGCUCAAGUCAGCCUACAACAACCAAUGCCAAACCAAAUUAUUUCUCUUGAGGCACUAUUCGAAUUUUGUAAAACAGAAGUCAAAAGAAUCAACUUCUAUUGCAUUACGAAGGAGGACAACAAUUUGACAAGAAAAGAUGUUGAAAAACGCCUAAUAGCUGCAAAAACGAUCCCAGGAACAAGGGGGUAUCAUUUAUGUGGCCAAGGUGCGAUGACAUAUGUUGGGUGACAACAUCAAACAAUCUGAACAACCAUCAGAACAACCAAUUGAUGACUGGAAGGCAAUACACCUUUGAACCAAAUGAUGCUCUUGAAAUAGAACCAUAGACAACAAUGAAGCAUUUUGUAGAUUUUUAUGUAAUUUGUCAAAUAACUGACAGUUUCUUGCAUUUUUAACAAUUGAAACUCAGUGAGUAUGACUUUUUUGAAUUACUUAUUUGUAAGAUGUUGCUUGAAGUUAUGGUAAAUGUUUUCUGGAUGAAAACAUCUAUUUUUCCAUUAUGCUCAGACCACUAACAUAUGCUCAGACAUUAAAAUCAUAUUUACACUAAUGUUCCACACAUUGUUUCCACCUAUGGAGUAAUAUGCUUCGAAAGUGAAGUCAUCGUUGAUUGGCUAAUUGUCAUCAGCCAUAGUUACAAGGUAGCAACUGUCCCGCUUCUCGUGAAAGCCGACAAAACAUUGGAAUAAUUGCAGCACAAUGGCGGAACAACUUGUCAGUUUGUCAGGAUUAGUUACCUUCUUCCGUGAAGAUUCUAAUUGUAUUACGAAAGGUGAACUUAAGUUCAACUCAGGUUUCGUUCUAGACGUCAAGCUUAAAGGUUUUGAAGUGAUUGCGAUAGUGCAUGCCUUGAUGAAAGAUUGUUCGUAUAAGGUGGGCCUAAAUAUCGAUGGAAAGGGUUCAAUACUUUCUGCAACAUGUGUGUGUGCAAGAGGAAACUGGAUUUGUAGUCACAUGGCAGCAGCAGCAAUUCACGUGAAUAAGAAGGGAUUCUCAAAGACUGAUUUGCCUAAUAGCUGAAUUGCGAGAGCCAAAACCGGUCAAAUUAAAGAGUGGGUCAAGACCAUGCUGGAUUUAUUCAAGCUGAGUAAGCCAGCAUAUCGAGCAACUUCUAGGCAUUUUCCAGAGGAAGAUAGACAGUCGUUUUUGCAAGACCUAAUUGUCAAUGAUGUUGAUUGCCCUUUUAGAUGGUUGCUUUCUCCUGAAAUUGACAAUACUUCUGACCCAAGAGCACCACCUCUCAUUGAAGAGCUCUUACCAAUCUUUGCCAGCGACCCGUCGUCAUUUCUUGAAAAGGUUAAAGUUACACAAGAACAACAAGAAUAUGUUGCUGAAAAAACACAAUUGCAGCGAAAAAGUCAGUACUGGGGAAUGUACAGACGCUUGAGGCUUACAGCCAGUAACUUUGGAAUGGUGUUAAAAUCAAUAGAUCGCAAGAAAAAUACAGGCCGUCCUUUCCCUCCCUCACUCUUCAAAUCUCUUAGGGGAAAGUAUAACUUGGAAAGGAAAGACCCAAUAAUUUGGGGCAACAUGCAUGAAGAGAUUGCGUUGAAGGCAUAUAUAGAGAAGACAGGCAAUCAAGUGGUCCAAAGUGGACUGCAGUUGUUUUCUUGUGGCUAUUUGGGAUGCAGUCCAGAUGGGAUAAUUAUCCCCAAGGAAACCAGUGGCUCUCGUGGUGCCUUGGAAAUAAAAUGUCCAUGGAAAUACAAGGACAACACAAUAGAUGAAAUCCUAUCUUUGGAAAAGGCUAAGAAUCCACUUUUGAAGGACUUUUUUUUAACUGAAAAUCUAGAACUUAAUGUGCUACACAAUUAUUGGCAUCAGGUUCAAGCAGAAAUGGCUGUACUUCCUUUAGAAUGGGCUCAUUUUGUUGUUUGGACUUUUAAAGAUUGCCUGAUAACAUACCAAAACUUUCAAAUUUUUACCUACAUGAUCUAUUACCUGCAUGUUACACAAAAGAUGAUUAAUUACAAAUACACACAAACAAUUGUUUCUAAAGUUGGUUUAGUUUAUAAAUACUUUGCAUAAGUAAAAUUGUGAUUCUUCUUGCUUUUUUUCUUUUAUAUUCAUCACACCAGAUAGAAUAGGUGACUGAAGGUUGACAAGUGAACAGCAUACUUGGACAAGUUCAGAUGCUAGUGGUCUCAAAUUUGUUGCUAUCUUGUCAAGGAUCCUGUAAUUGCGAAGUCGCUCAAUUGCCCUUUCAACAUGUAUCCUUGAACGCGAAAUU